GCCCCACACUCCCGCACGCAAAAAAUUCCUCACGCCUAUAAAUUCCAGCCCCCUCACCUAGGGUUUCCUCUUCCCUCCCUACAGCCGCCGCCGCCGCCGCAUCUCCCACCCUCCGCGCCUCCGUCGCCGCCGCUUCCUCAGCCAUGGGUAAGGUGCACGGAUCGCUGGCCCGUGCCGGGAAGGUCCGGGGCCAGACGCCCAAGGUGGCGAAGCAGGACAAGAAGAAGAAGCCCCGCGGCCGCGCGCACAAGAGGAUGCAGUACAACCGCCGAUUCGUCACCGCCGUCGUCGGCUUCGGCAAGAAGCGCGGGCCCAACUCAUCCGAGAAGUAGGCGCCGCGCCGCGCAGCCGCCGGCUCGACCCGCCCCGGUUCCUCUAUUCCGUUCUCAGUAUGCUUAUGCUCUUGUCGGUAGUAGUUUCGUUGUGCAAGCAAAGGAAGAACCUUUUGUAGUUUCAGUUUCGUUGUUCGUGUGAUGAGAUGGGAACUUGAGAUGGUAUCUGUACCCCGUUUAAGAUUUUGAGAUAUGAUGAUAUGAUCCCAUAACUUUAUGGUGCUGCGCGUUUUGGUAUGUGCCACUCCGCCUUGUCA
This is a messenger RNA of Panicum virgatum (switchgrass), 589 nucleotides long. Its product is annotated as 40S ribosomal protein S30. Gene Ontology annotation, biological process: translation. Bases 144 to 332 code for a protein of 62 amino acids. Gene Ontology annotation, molecular function: structural constituent of ribosome. The record is from RefSeq and is a predicted model, not a curated record. Gene Ontology annotation, cellular component: ribosome; cytosolic small ribosomal subunit. Lineage: Eukaryota; Viridiplantae; Streptophyta; Magnoliopsida; Poales; Poaceae. The transcript has 2 exons.